Messenger RNA from Spodoptera frugiperda (fall armyworm), 4868 nucleotides. It is a transcript of the gene FER, whose product is annotated as tyrosine-protein kinase Fer. Gene Ontology annotation, molecular function: non-membrane spanning protein tyrosine kinase activity; ATP binding. The transcript is spliced from 14 exons. Gene Ontology annotation, biological process: peptidyl-tyrosine phosphorylation. The record is from RefSeq and is a predicted model, not a curated record. The coding region runs from base 417 to 3020 and encodes 867 amino acids. Lineage: Eukaryota; Metazoa; Arthropoda; Insecta; Lepidoptera; Noctuidae.
GACUGGGCCGGCCAGCAGCGCUCGCGGCACCAGCCCGCAGCCCGCAGCCCACCAGACGUAGUGUGCUCGCGAUAGAUGGCAUUCAGGUCGGACGACGUUACCGAGCGGACGCGCGUUCUCAUAUUUCGAGCGCGCCCACCUCGAUCGUUCAAACAUUUCUAACGAAACUUUUUUGUUGCACAGUUUUUAUUUAGCUUUUACUGUUAGACUGCUACGCGGGUGCUAGUACUAAGAUAAUAUUAAAAGUCCACAUUUAAAAGCUUACGUGUUCUCCUUUCUCUGUUGUGGUUGACAUAAAUUGAAUUUUGUUACCAAGUGACGUAUAAACACUGUGCCGGUGAUAACGGAGAAUGAUGUGAAUAGUGUUGUGUUUAUGUUUGUGAUGUGCAGUUUAGUGUAGACGUGGGUUGUUUACAAUGGGGUACGCGUCGAGCGGAGCGGGGCGCGCUGCCCACGAGGCGCUGCUGGCCCGCCAGGAUGCCGAGCUGAGGCUCAUGGAGACCAUGAAGCGAAGCCUCCAGGCCAAGAUGAAGAGCGACCGCGAGUACGCCCUCGCCCUGUCCGCGGCUGCAGCACAAGGCCAGAAGAUGGACAAGUGUGAAGAACUUAACGGGUCUGUGAUAGCAUCUGCCUGGCGGGCCAUGACCGAAGAAUGGGAGAAUAUCAGCCGCCUUAUCAGGGCUAAUGCUGAGGCUCUAGAAUCUAAAGCCCUAGACAGACUUACUACCCUCAUGACAGAACGACGAAAGUCAAGGAAAGUCUAUCAAGAAGAUCACACAAAAAUCUCUUCGCAGUUCACACAGCUGUCUGAGGAGGUCCAGAGGAAGCAGAGCGAGUACCAAAAAUGCCUCGAGUCUUACAAGCAGAUGAGGGCCAAGUUCGAGGAGAACUACCUCAAAUGUCCCACAAGCCGAGGCGGUCGCAAGCUGGAUGAGACGCGUGACAAAUACGGCAAGGCCUGCAGACGGUUACACAGGGCACACAAUGAGUAUGUCCUCCUGUUGGCUGAGGCUACGGAGUGCGAGAGGGCACUGCGAACCGCUGCAUUACCAACGCUGUUGGACCAGCAACGCCGGCAGGGAGAGGCUACUGCUACGUCUUGGAAAGGCGUGCUCUUAGAGGUGGUGCAGAGGUCAGACUUCAGCACGGACAAGUUCAGAGAGAUCCAGACCAAAAUAGAGACCACGAUACAGAACCUGAGGCCACAGGACGAAUACAAGGAGUUUAUCGAGAAGUACAAAUCACCACCAUCAACACCAGUCACAUUUAACUUCGACGAAAGCCUAGUCGAAGACACGAGUGGGAAGCUGCAACCAAACCAGUUGACUGUCGACAACCUGACGGUGGAAUGGCUGAAGGAGAAGUUGACUGAGCUGGAGAACACGCUACAGGACAACCGGGAGAAGCAGUCGGCUCUCCAGGGUCCUGAGAUCAUAGGGAACGGAGUCUGCAAGAACAAUAAUACUGGACUUACCAAUGGAGUUAAUGGUAUUGAUAGGCAUUCCCCGCCACCCCUGCCAGUGACAACCUCAGAGCCAAUAAAACUCCUGGAGCUCCGUGUAGCGGAGCGCAAAUGUGCCAAACAAGCAGAGAUGAUCAGGUCAGCCCUGGCUGAACUGGGCUGUGAAGAAGCGCCAAGUGGAUGUCCAGAUCUAUCUGCUGAAACUGUGGGCGUUGACAGCCUGGACGGCAGCUCUCCUGACCACCAGGAUCGCUCCUCAAUCGGAUCUAAGGCGUCGACAGACGUUCUAAGAUUGCACCUCCACUCAAUAAUACCACCGAGACCCUUCUUCAAACUAUUCACACGGCCGUUCCGGCGCAAAUCUGCGCCUUCCAGCCCGGCCCUACCGCCCAAGACGUAUAGAAGCAGCAGUGAGGGCCCUGCUGACUCGGUGAGUGUGAGCGAGACAGAGAGAUCCUUGGUGGAGCAGGAGUGGUUCCAUGGAGUGUUACCACGAGAGGAGGUUGUGAGGCUUUUGAGGGCAGAUGGAGACUAUUUGGUGCGGGAGACUACGAGGAACCAUGCGAGGCAACUGGUGCUGUCUGUGUGUUGGGGACAACACAAACACUUCAUUGUACAGACGACCCCUGAGGGCCACUACCGUUUCGAAGGAGCAGCGUUCCCGUCAGUAGCUGAGCUGAUAGCGUGGCAGCGGACCAGUGGAGUACCCGUGACUGCUCGAUCGGGGGCUCUACUGCGACGCGCUGUGCCACGAGAGAACUGGGAGCUGAACAAUGACGAUGUACAACUACUGGACAAGAUUGGACGAGGUAACUUCGGGGACGUGUACAAGGCUCGGCUGAAGAGCACCAAUCAGGAGGUAGCAGUAAAGACCUGCAGAGUAGCGUUACCAGACGAGCAGAAACGGACCUUUUUGCAGGAAGGUCGCAUUCUCAAGCAGUACCAGCAUCCGAACAUUGUGCGGCUCAUUGGCAUUGCUGUGCAGAAGCAGCCCAUCAUGAUCGUCAUGGAACUUGUGCCUGGUGGUUCCCUCCUCACAUUCCUUCGUACGCGAGCAUCGUCUUUGAGUUCCCGGUCACUCCUGGCGAUGUGUCGAGACGCUGCCGGUGGCAUGCGCUACCUGGAGUCCAAGAACUGCAUCCAUCGGGACCUUGCAGCCAGGAACUGUCUCGUGGGAGACGACAACAUCGUCAAGAUAUCUGACUUCGGCAUGUCGAGAGAGGAGGAGGAAUAUAUCGUGUCGGGAGGCAUGAAGCAGAUUCCUAUCAAGUGGACGGCACCAGAGGCACUUAAUUUUGGUAAAUACACAUCGUUAUGUGACGUGUGGAGCUACGGCGUGCUGAUGUGGGAGAUAUUCUCCAAGGGAGACACUCCAUACGCAGGCAUGAGCAACUCACGAGCACGCGAGAAAAUUGAUACAGGUUACAGAAUGCCAGCGCCCGAAGGCUGUUCCGAAGACGUAUACGCUUUAAUGCUACGCUGCUGGGAAUACGAGGCAGAGAAGCGGCCACACUUCCAUCAGAUAUACACGAUCAUAGACAAUAUUUACAAUAGGUAACACUGUAGGGGUCAUUUCCUGUGUUAAAUAUGCGACAUCUUGUUCUUCCACCCUGGGUCUCCUCUCGAAGCCAGUAGAAAUGUUUGAUGAACUAAAACUGCGUCUAUUCUAUCGCUGAUAAGGUGUCUUUGCAUAAGAAUAGUCCGUCAGCCAUACAACGCAUUUAUUUCGAAAGUCGGCGACAAAACGGUUUCAAAAAUAAGUGCCUAUCUAAGAGGAAAGGACACAUUAUUAUGAAAAAUCUUCGAAGCUAAACUUAAUAAUUUGAAAAUAACGGCUAUUGAACGAAAACUUGAGUCUACUCUGCCUAGUUUAUAACCAGGGUUGCGACAUUAAAAAUAUAAUUUUGUAAACAUUCAUUAAUAAAAAUAAAUAAUUAUCUGUGUAAAAUAAAUAUAGCUACUUUACUCAUUUUUCCAUUAUACAAUAAGCAACUGAAUUCUGUAUUGUCUGUUUAAGUUUUGUUAUAUACUUAUUUUAUGUGUUAAAUAAUAAAAUUGUACUUGUAUGUAGUGACUAUAUCUUUUGUAUUAUAAAUGGAUGUGUUGCGAUACAUAUUUAAAAGAAACAACAGGGGCUGUGGUUAUCAAACAUUUUUUUCUUAAAUAAGUAUUCAAAUGGCAGCAUAAACUAUAUUUGGUAGCUAUUGAAAUGUGUUUUAAAACGAAUAUCCUUGUAUAAAAUGUGAAUUACAUGUCCAACGAGGAUAUUCUGUAAUUAUCAAUUGGAAGUCAGCUCGAUCGCUGUCCGUCAUGUCCUUGGUUGUGACAAUAAUCGACUCGACCAAUGACGGGUGAAAAUGCGAUCGAGUUCACUUUAACGUUUCGAAUUGACAAUAUUACAGAAUAGCUUUACAGUUUCUGAGUCUUUACCUACUUAAGAAUGUAAUGUCGAUCUUAUAUUUAGCUUUUAUAUACCUACUUAUUACUAAAUUAUAUUCAUUUACCUUCUAGUCUAGAAUAAUACAAUUGUAAGGAAUAAUGUGGAUUAACCUUGAACUUCAAAAAUACAUAGGUAAAUGUUCUGAAGUAAAGACUUAAUUAGAAUCGCCGCCCUCUGUUGUUUCUUCUAGUAUGCCUACUUAUAAGCGCUAGACAGUGUUCUUUAUAAGUAAUCGAAGUGUUGAUCUCUUACGAAUGGUACUUUAGCGAUAGAUGGAAAUAAUAGUAUCUAAGUACAACAUAUUAUAUCAGUUCUGACUGACAUAUGUACGUAUAUUUUGUAUUCAAGUACAAUGUUAAGUAUAAUUUAGUUUAUGUAUAUGAAACAAUAUUUGUAUUUGUAAAGUAUAGCAUCAAAUGUUAGAUAUAGUUUAGAUAUAAUAUUAAGAUACAGAAUAAAACCUUUUUGAAAUGAGCCUACCGUCCUGGGCAACUUAUUUUAUAUAUAUCUACGUAUUACAUAGAUUUCUAACAAUGUAACUUGAGUAUAAUAGUAAAGUUAUAGCAAUGAAUAAAGUCAUAUAUUUUAUAAAUUUCAGUAUAUAAUAUAAACAGUAUAAAAAGAAAAUAUUAUCCUUCCUUAGGGCUUCCAAUACUUUCUGAAGAUUUUAUAAUGAAAUAUUUAAGUAGUUUUUUUAAUUAAGAUAGAUGUAAUUAUAACUAGUGGCAAUAAAGGACAUGUUUGUGAUAUCUUUAAUGCUUCCACAGAUAGUGUAACAGUGUAUCUAAUAUAAGUAUUGUAACGUAUAUCUUCUUGCCUAGUAUAAUUGCAUGUUAUGAUUAAUUGAUAUUUUAACACAAAGUGAGAUAAAUGUAUAGGCAGUCUAGUAUUUUAAUUGAACACUAUACUAUAUUAAAACUAUGUAAAUAUAUUUCGUACAACAUUAAAGUGCCAGACAUUUUGGAA